AGUCUGUAAGUUGGUUGGAUGGCUUUCUACACGGCGGCCCCCCUAACCUCAGCUGGGAUCCUACCUGUGAUGCAGUCCCUGUGUCCAGAUGGCCAGCGGGAUGAAUUUGGCUUUCUACAGUACUCCAAUUCCACGGUGACACAGCUCCUCGAGCACCUCAGUGAAGUGGUGGAGCAAAGUAACUUGUUUGACCCAGACCACCCAGGCCUGGAAGAGGAGUUGGAGUCCCUGCGUCGGCGCCUGGAGGCCCUCAGCAGCAGUGAGCCCAGCUCAAUGGAGACUCACUUCAGCAGCCAGGCAGGAUCUGACUUCACCCUUGCGUGGGCAGCCAAGGACCGGGGUGAACUGCACCAUUUCCUCACGCAGAAUCUGUCCCUUCCCAACAGCACAGCUGAGCUCCUCCUGGGAUCCAGUAUCGACCUCCGGGAGGUGUACCACCUUUAUUUUGGAUCUUCUCCUUCAGCAUCUGACAACACCCAUGAGAGACAUCUGUGGGAUCGGUUUGGCCCCAGUGAGAAGAUCAUGAAGCUAGAGAAGAGCCUUCCCAGUGGCUGGAGGACCCUGCGGGAAGGGUUGAUACACAAGGCCUUGCGCGACCCCUCCAGAGCCUCACACAGGCAGACCCUGCUGCACCUGCUCUCACAAGCUCUGGGCCUCGCCAGUGCCACCCCGGGACCCGCCGAUUCCUACAACCCCCAGGCCUUCGUCACAGAGAUGGAGAAUAUUGUCUUCACGGCACCAGUGCUGGAGCACCUCACAUGCGACCAGAGCCAAGGGGGGCUGCAGCAUCUUCUCCAUGUAGCCCCCAGCCAGCAGGCACUGCUGCAGGCCUACCGGGUGCUGGUGUGCAACGGGAGCCAGGUGGCCCGUGAGGAGCGCUUUGCUCAGCUGGCCACUGAGCUCAAGGAUCAGCUGGAUGCCCGCAAAAUCGUCAGCAGGCUGAAGCUGGAUGAGGUGAACAGCACGGCCACCCAGCACCGGCUCCAUGCCCUCCUUGAGGACCUCAUGGAGAUGGAGAAGGUUCUCCAUGAUAUGGAUAUUCUCUCAGCUUUGGCUAAGCUGCUGCCCAAAGGAGCUUGUGCCAGCAAGGCCCCGCCACCCACUGCCAACAGCACUGGCUGGGCCAGUGGCAACGCCACGGCAGGUGGCAACACCACAACAGAGGAGGAGAGCAAUAGGGAAGAGGAGCCAGGCGGUGAAAACCCACAGGGGCAGUUCUCAGCCUUCGUGCAGCUGUGGGCUGGGCUGCAGCCCAUCCUGUGUGGGAACAACCGGACAAUUGAGCCUGAGGCACUGAAGCAGGGCAACAUGAGCUCUCUGGGCUUCACCAGCAAGGAGCAACGAAACCUGGGCCUCCUUGUACAUCUUAUGACGAGCAAUCCCAAAAUCCUCUACGCGCCUGUGGGCACUGAAGUAGACAAGGUCAUCCUGAAGGCCAACGAGACCUUUGCUUUCGUGGGCAAUGUCACCCACUAUGCCAAAGCAUGGAUGAGCAUUUCCCCUGAGAUCAGGACCUACCUGGAGGAGGGCAGGCUGCAGAGACGCAUUCGCUGGCUUCAGCAGUUCACAGCUGACCUCCACAAGCACCCAGAGAUCCUGAAUGUCUCCAACAGCAACCUUCUUCACAGCUUCCUCAAUGGCAACUUUUCCCUGCCCAAUGCCAGUGUUCUGCUCCAGCAGCUGGACACCAUCGACAAUGCUGCCUGCGGCUGGGUCCACUUCAUGUCCAAGGUCAGUGUGGACAUCUUCAAGGGCUUCCCGGAUGAGGAGAGCAUUGUCAACUACACACUGAAUCAGGCCUAUCAGGACAACGUCACUGUCUUUGCUAGCGUCAUCUUCCAGACCAACAAGGAUGGUUCGCUCCCCCCUCAUGUCAUGUACAAGAUUCGGCAGAACUCCAGCUUCACUGAGAAAACCAAUGAGAUCCGACGAGCCUACUGGCGGCCUGGCCCCAAUACUGGUGGGCGCUUCUACUUCCUCUACGGCUUUGUCUGGAUCCAGGACAUGAUGGAGCGUGCCCUCAUCAACAUAUUUGUUGGCCACGAUGUCGUGGAGCCUGGCAAUUACGUGCAGAUGUUCCCAUACCCCUGUUAUACCCGGGAUGACUUCCUCUUCGUUAUUGAGCACAUGAUGCCCCUGUGCAUGGUGAUAUCCUGGGUGUACUCUGUGGCCAUGAUGAUCCAACACAUUGUGACAGAGAAGGAGCAUCGCCUGAAAGAGGUGAUGAAGAUGAUGGGCUUGAACAAUGCAGUGCAUUGGGUGGCUUGGUUCAUCACUGGCUUCGUACAGCUCUCCAUCUCAGUCACAGCUCUCACUGCCAUCCUAAAAUACGGCAAAGUCCUGAUGCACAGUGAUGUCCUCAUCAUCUGGCUCUUCCUCGCCAUCUACGCUGUGGCCACCAUCAUGUUCUGUUUCCUGGUGUCAGUGCUCUACUCCAAGGCCAAGCUGGCCUCAGCCUGUGGCGGCAUCAUCUACUUCCUGAGCUACGUGCCCUACAUGUAUGUUGCCAUCCGGGAGGAGGUGGCACACGACAAGAUCACAGCCUUUGAGAAGUGCAUUGCGUCCCUUAUGUCGACCACGGCCUUCGGUCUGGGCUCCAAGUACUUUGCCCUGUACGAGGUGGCUGGUGUGGGCAUCCAGUGGCACACCCUCAGCCAGUCACCCGUGGAAGGAGAUGACUUCAACCUCUUGCUGUCCAUGAUGAUGCUGAGCAUAGAUGCAGUGGUGUAUGGGGUGCUCACGUGGUAUAUCGAGGCCGUGCACCCGGGUAUGUAUGGCCUGCCGCGGCCCUGGUACUUCCCUUUCCAGAAGUCCUACUGGUUGGGGAAUGGACGAGUGGAGACAUGGGAGUGGACCUGGCCCUGGUCUCGCACCACCCGCCUCAGCAUCAUGGAGGAGGACCAGGCCUGUGCCAUGGAAAGCAGGAGACUGGCAGAGGAGACGCGGGGCAUUGAGGAGGAGCCAUCCCACCUGCCAUUGGUCGUUUGCAUUGACAAGCUCACCAAGGUCUACAAGACAGAUAAGAAGCUGGCGCUGAACAAGCUGAGCCUCAACCUCUAUGAGAACCAGGUGGUGUCUUUCCUAGGACACAAUGGCGCAGGCAAAACCACCACCAUGUCCAUCCUGACUGGCUUGUUCCCUCCAACAUCGGGUUCUGCUACCAUCUAUGGCCACGAUAUCCGGACAGAGAUGGAUGAAAUCCGGAAGAACCUGGGCAUGUGUCCGCAGCACAACGUGCUCUUUGACAGGCUGACGGUGGAAGAGCACCUCUGGUUCUACUCACAGCUCAAGAGCAUGGCAGAGGAGGAGAUCCGCAAGGAGAUGGACAAGAUGAUUGAAGACCUGGAGCUCUCCAACAAACGCCACUCCCUGGUGCAAACCCUCUCAGGUGGCAUGAAGAGAAAACUGUCAGUGGCUAUAGCCUUCGUGGGUGGAUCACGGGCCGUAAUCCUGGACGAGCCCACGGCUGGUGUCGACCCAUAUGCACGCAGGGCCAUCUGGGACCUUAUCCUCAAGUACAAGCCAGGGAGGACCAUCCUGCUCUCCACACACCACAUGGAUGAAGCUGACUUGCUGGGUGACCGCAUUGCCAUCAUAUCCCAUGGCAAGCUCAAGUGCUGCGGCUCCCCGCUGUUCCUCAAGAGCACCUAUGGUGACGGUUACAAGCUGACAGUGGUCAAGAGGCAGUCAGAUACCAGAAACAGCACAGAGUCAGGCCAGCCACAUAGUCCUCCGUCCCACUCCUCCGUCAGCCCCUGCUCUGAGCCACGUGUCUCCCAGUUCAUCAGGAAGUAUGUGGCCUCCUGCCUCCUCAUCUCGGACACCAACACUGAGCUCUCCUACAUCCUGCCCAGUGAGGCUGUCAAGAAGGGCUGCUUCGAGAGGCUCUUCCAGCACUUGGAGCAGAGCCUGGAGGAGCUGGACCUGACCAGUUUUGGGCUGAUGGACACCACGCUCGAGGAGGUCUUCCUCAAGGUGUCUGAGGAGGACCAGUCUCUGGAGAACAGUGAUGCUGACAUGAAAGAGUCCAAGAAGGAUGCCAUGCAGCCACCUGCCCCUGAGUUGGGCCCAAAGCCUGAGGCCAAUGGGGAACCCCUUGCAGAAGCAGAAGUGCCUGAGAAGCCGGAGGUGGAGCUAAGCAACCUGGUGACCUGCUCCAGGCUUACCCAGUCGCAGGCGUCCCUGCGCUCAGCCUCUUCGGUGGGCUCCGUGCGGGGUGAUGAAGGUGGGGCUUAUUCGGAGUUCUUUGGGGAUUACUCUCCGUUGUUUGAUAAUCGGCAAGACCCUGAUAACAUCAGUCUGCAAGAUCAAGAGGCUGACAUGGAGGCAGAGGACCAUGACCUGGCAGGACAGGGGAGCUUUAAGCUGGAGGGGUCAUGGCUGAAGCUGCGGCAGUUCCACGGGCUGAUCGUCAAACGCUUCCACUGUGCCAAGCGCAACACCAAGGCCCUUUUCUCACAGAUCCUUCUGCCUGCCUUCUUCGUCUGCGUGGCCAUGACUGUGGCACUCUCCGUGCCUGAAAUAGGUGAUCUGCCUCCUCUCAUCCUCUCACCCUCUCAGUACCACAACUACACUCAGCCCAAGGGCAACUUCAUUCCUUAUGCCAACGAGGAACGGCGUGAGUACCGCAUCAGGCAGUCUCCUGAUGCCAGCCCCCAGCAACUGGUGAACACCUUCCACCUGCCCUCAGGCGUGGGUGCCACAUGUGUGCUCAAGACCGCCUUCAACAACACACUGGACCAGCACAUGCAGACCCUGAACCUCAACAGCAAUGAGUCCAAGAUGCUGGCGGCCAAGUACUUUGAUGCCAUGUGCAUUGACUCCUUCACACAAGGCCUGCCACUCUCCAACUUUGUGCCACCACCUCCAUCCCCAGCCCCAUCUGACUACCCCAUCUCGGUGGAUGAGGACCUGCUCCGUGCCUGGAACUCCACGACCUUCUCCUCUGCCAUCAAAGAUGCUGUCACCUCAGCCCCAGCCCUGCCCCGAAUUAUCCAUGAGCCCAUCAAGUGCACGUGCUCCAUGCAGGGGACUGGCUUCUCCUGCCCCAGCGGUGUGGGAGGGCAUCCCCCACAGAUGAAGGUCGUGACAGGGGACAUCCUGGCAGACAUCACUGGGCGCAACGUCUCUGAGUACCUACUCUACACCUCGGACCGCUUCCGGCUGCACAGGUAUGGGGCGCUCACCUUUGGCAAUGUCCAGAAGGCCAUCCCAGCCUCUUUUGGGGCCAGGGCUCCUGCUAUGGUGCGCAAGAUAGCUGUCCGGAGAACAGCCCAGGUCUUCUACAACAACAAGGGCUACCAUAGCAUGCCCACCUAUCUCAACGCACUCAACAAUGCUAUCCUGCGGGCCAACUUGCCCAAGAGCAAAGGCAACCCUGCUGCUUACGGUAUCACCGUGACCAACCACCCCAUGAACAAGACGAGUGCCAGCCUGUCUCUGGAUUACCUCCUGCAAGGCACGGAUGUAGUGAUUGCCAUCUUCAUCAUCGUAGCCAUGUCCUUCGUGCCAGCCAGCUUUGUGGUGUUCCUUGUCGCUGAAAAGGCCACCAAGGCCAAACAUCUACAGUUUGUGAGUGGCUGCGACCCUGUCAUCUACUGGUUGGCCAACUAUGUGUGGGAUAUGCUUAACUACCUGGUGCCAGCCACAUGCUGUAUCAUUAUCCUUUUUGUGUUCGACCUCCCAGCGUACACCUCUCCCACCAACUUCCCUGCUGUCCUCUCACUCUUUCUACUCUAUGGCUGGUCCAUCACCCCCAUCAUGUAUCCUGCCUCCUUCUGGUUUGAAGUGCCCAGUUCUGCCUAUGUCUUCUUGAUAGUCAUCAACCUCUUCAUUGGUAUCACAGCCACCGUUGCCACGUUCCUGCUGCAGCUCUUUGAGCAUGACAAGGAUUUGAAGGUGGUGAACAGCUACUUGAAGAGCUGCUUCCUUGUAUUCCCUAACUACAACCUGGGCCAUGGUUUGAUGGAGAUGGCUUAUAAUGAGUACAUCAAUGAAUACUAUGCCAAGAUCGGGCAGUUUGAUAAAAUGAAGUCACCCUUUGAAUGGGACAUCGUGACACGUGGGUUGGUUGCCAUGACAAUUGAAGGCUUUGUCGGCUUCUUCAUCACCAUUAUGUGCCAGUACAACUUCUUCCGAAAACCACAGCGACUACCUGUCUCCACCAAGCCCAUUGAAGAUGAUAUUGAUGUGGCCAACGAGCGGCAUCGUGUCCUGCGUGGUGACGCUGAUAAUGACAUGCUGAAGAUUGAGAACCUCACCAAGGUGUACAAGUCUCGCAAGAUUGGGCGCAUCCUAGCCGUGGACCGGCUGUGCGUGGGCGUCCGACCUGGAGAGUGCUUUGGGCUGCUGGGUGUUAAUGGCGCAGGGAAGACGACCACCUUCAAGAUGCUUACGGGGGAUGAGAGCACCACGGGUGGAGAGGCCUUCGUUAAUGGGCACAGCAUCCUGAAAGAGCUCCUGCAGGUCCAGCAAAGCUUGGGCUAUUGCCCCCAAUUUGAUGCGCUCUUCGAUGAGCUGACAGCCCAGGAGCACCUGGAGCUCUACACCCGCCUGCGUGGUAUCCCAUGGAAGGACGAGGAGCGGGUGGUCAAGUGGGCACUGAAGAAGCUAGAGCUGACCAAAUAUGCCGACAAACCUGCCAGCACCUACAGUGGAGGCAACAAGAGGAAGCUGUCCACGGCCAUAGCACUGAUAGGCUACCCAUCCUUCAUCUUCCUGGACGAGCCCACGACAGGGAUGGACCCCAAGGCACGACGCUUCCUUUGGAACCUCAUCCUGGAUGUCAUCAAAACAGGCCGCUCCGUGGUGCUCACAUCCCACAGCAUGGAGGAGUGCGAGGCGCUUUGCACCCGCCUGGCCAUCAUGGUGAACGGGCGACUCAAAUGUCUCGGCAGCAUCCAGCACUUGAAAAACAGGUUUGGAGAUGGCUACAUGAUCACAGUGCGAACUAAGUCCAGCCUAAAUGUCAAGGAGGUGGUGAGAUUCUUCAAUCGCAACUUCCCUGAGGCCAUCCUCAAGGAGCGGCACCACACCAAGGUCCAGUACCAGCUCAAAUCAGACCAAAUCUCACUGGCACAGGUCUUCAGCAAGAUGGAGCAGGUGGUGGACGUGCUGGGCAUUGAGGACUAUUCUGUCAGCCAGACCACCCUGGACAAUGUCUUUGUGAAUUUUGCCAAAAAGCAAAGCGACAACCUGGAGCAACAGGAGACGAGCCCCAGCUGUGCCCUGCAGUCACCUCUGGAGCGAGUGCUCAGCCUGCUGCGUCCACGGGCAGCCCCCACAGAGCUUCGGGCCCUUGUGGUGGAGGAGCAGGAGGAUCUGGAGACCGAUGAUGAAGGCCUCAUCAGCUUUGAGGAGGAGAGGGCUCAGCUCUCAUUCAACACGGACACACUGUGCUGAGGACCCAAGGGGGGAACCAAGUCCCCCAGCUUUGAAGCCACCGAACUCUUUUCGCCUCUCCCCUCCUUUCACCCUCGUUGCACGGACGCAUCCAGCGGCUGUCUCCGCCUGCCCGGAGGGAGGCCAGGCCCUUCUGCCCGUGGCUGGAGGAGCGUGACAGGGAGGACAGACGUCGAAUGCAGUGCUAGCCUGUAUGGACCCCAGGAACUGUUGCCUGCUGGGCCGGCCUUCAUGUCCCCUUCAGCUAUGGGGCAGCGUCUUUGGAUGGCGCCAGGGGGCUGCCAUCCUCAGCCGAUUUGCCCAGCUGGUGCAUGCCAUGGACAAAGACUGUGAAGCAAAGGAUGUGGCUUGGAAUUGGUGCCAUGAGCCCUGCACGUCUUGUGGUGGGGAAGAGCACAGUGAGCGUUGCCUUUGGAUGCCCAUGUUUGUACCCACCCUGAGGAACUGCCAGCAGUGGGGACAUCUCUGCCCCACUGUCACUCCUGGAAGUCACUCCUGCCUGGAAGGUCAGAGAGGACAGAUUGCUGCUUUGUCCCUAUUUCCACCACCCCUUCAUGGCUUGGCACCUCAUCUGGCACCCUAUGGGCCUUAGGGGCACUGUACCAGCCAUCCCAGCACCAUGAGGGGCAGAAGCUGUGCUUUGUGCUUUACCUGUGUUUGUUUUCUGUCCCCGCCACUGCCCAUGGGAUGUCACCAGUGACCUUGAACCUGUGAGAGACGGGCAUCUUGGCCCUACCAGCCGCAUUCUACCCGGACACUUUUCUUUCAGGUAGAGCAGUCUGGACCCCCUGGACGUAGCCUGAGCCCGCAGGUGCCUCGUGGCCGUGGCUGCCUGCUACACGCUCUGUGCCAACCUGGCACCGCACAGUGCCUGGCUCUGUACCUUGCCCAGCGCCAGUGCCUAGCACCAGCUCUUGCCCACCCCAGCCUGGCUCUUUGUCCUGCACCUCUUCCUACUGCAGGGAGGCACCAACUACCUGGUCUGUUGCUGGGCACGUGGCUUCAUCCCUGAGGCUGGGUGCCAGCACCCUCCCGGAGGGGCACAUGGUGGGGCAGAGGGGCAUUUCACAGGGUAUUUCAUAUGCUGGCACCAGCUGUUUCUCCCCUCUGCCCCCAACCAUGUCCCUCCUCCCAGUGCCCCUCGCCUGCCCUCCUGCCUGGCGUCACUGCCCUUGUCCAUGUGCCCCGCUGAGGCCAUGCAGUGGGCACCAGGCAUUACCUUGCUGCUGUGCCACCUUUCUGGUGUCUUCCUCUUGCUUUUCUCCCUUGCCUCAGCAUUCAUCUCUUGGAGACUCAGCAUCUAUCCCAGUAUGGGAGCCACCUAUGCUGGUUUCCCUGUUGGUUUACUGGCAGCACCGGGAGAGCUACUCCUCCAGGAGGAUUUUUGAAGCUGGGCAUCGGGUGGCAUCAGCAGCAAAGGGCAGGACAGCCCAGAGGGCCCCACCAGCAGCCUGACCGGGGCGGGGUGGUACCCAGAUGAUACUGGAGAGAGAUGGACCAUGGUAGCCAGGGUAAUGCUCAUGUGUGCAGCCACCAGCAGCCCUUGCUGCCACGGCCUCAACUGGCAGUGCCGCCAGGGUCGGGCAGGAGGAGCACUCUUGCAGCCAUGUCCCCAGGCACCCUCUCAGACAGCAGUGCCCCUCCUUUCUGCAGAGGGUCCUGCUGCCUGCUUAGGGACUGGGGAUGGUGUGGAGGGGGAGGGGUACACUGAGCCAGUGCAGCUCUUGGGCUUGUGCCACCUCCCUGCCUGCUGCAGUUCUGCAGCCUGGAGCUGUGCCCAAUGCAGAGUCCUGCCCACUAAUGCCAACUGCCCACUCAGUGCACCUGGGCUUUUGCAGUGCCCUGGCGUGGCUUUGUCAAGUGUGUAGUCCUCCCUUCACCUCAAGCAUUGUCCACGCCCUGCAGGAGCGAGUUUACCAUCUGUGGGCACCUGCAGCAUCUUACUGCAGCUGGGCACUCGUGCCCUGCAUGGGCUGCCAGUGCCCAGAGCUUCGCUGCCUCUGUUCACGCGCUUGAGUCUCUUCACUCUGCUCAUUCUAGGGCUUGGAAAGGUGGGGACUGAAUGGGGGCUGUGGUGGCCCCUGCUGUACCAUGUCUCCCCCUGGCUAAUGCUCGCCAGUCCUUUAUGCCACGUGCUAUAGAUUGUGAUACAAUAUACAGUAUUUUCAAUAGGGGAAAACUGGGGGGGGGGGAAUAAGCUCUAUUUUCAGACCUUAUAUUUUUUAUGGCAUAGUGGAGACUGGCUGGUGCCCUGGCUGGUAUGGGUAAAGACAGCUAACUGAUGGUCCCCCUCACCUGGGGGGGGGGGGGCGGAAAGCAGUGCUUCUGCCCCUGUGCGCAGCAGGAGGAUGAGCCAGCUUUGCAUUGGUCCUCUACCACCAGGGAGAGGAAGGCUGGUGUUACCUGUGAGCCUCCUGGCGUGGCAUGGCUCAGCCCCCUGUCCAGCCAGCUGAGCCUCCCCCCCCCACCGCCACCACCACCCUGGGUGCCCACAUGAGGGUGCAGAGGUGGCUGAGCAUGGUGUCCCCCUGUGGGUGGGUGGCCCCACGAUGGUCCCCAACUCCCACAGGGUGCAGAUGCCAGCCUCAAUGCACCCAUUGGCAGAGCGAUGUCCCAGCUGGCCUGACCUGGAGGGGACCACGCUGUGCUCCCAGGGCCCUGGCACCUUGGCUGCUUUUAUGCCCACCACGUGGCAUGCCCGGGAGACGUGGUGUGCUGUGUGGCCAGCAGCCUGGCCCGGCUUCAGGGCUGGCCCGGGAGUGGGGCUGCCUUAGCCUCGGAGAUGCCCGGCGGGUGGCUGCAAUGAUGGAGUGCCUCGUGGUGGGGCUGGAAAGGGAAAGCGUUGCCUUGGGGCAGGGGGUGGCUGCUCUCUCCCAGCUCUGGUGCUGGGCGUGCUGCCUUAACACUAUUUGCUUUACAGAGUUUGGCCCCCGCUUGCUGCCUCGCCUCCGCUCUGCACUUCCUCAGCUGCCAGCGGGGCCCUGGGCUGCUCUAGCCAUGGGCACAGCAAGCCCUGCCAAGUACAGCCCUGGGCACUUGGGGGCAGGGAGUGGAGGGGGGGGGGGAACGCUCUGGGAG
Molecule: messenger RNA, 10479 nt
Organism: Rhea pennata
Lineage: Eukaryota; Metazoa; Chordata; Aves; Rheiformes; Rheidae
Gene: ABCA2
Product: ATP binding cassette subfamily A member 2
Exons: 48
Coding region: 19-7401 (2460 amino acids)
Biological process (GO): transmembrane transport; lipid transport
Cellular component (GO): membrane; intracellular membrane-bounded organelle
Molecular function (GO): lipid carrier activity; ATP binding; ATP hydrolysis activity
Source: RefSeq, a predicted model, not a curated record